AUGCAUAGUCAGCCCCUAUCGACUUGUCUUGCUGAAUUUCAACCGAUCGAAGACAAACUUCGGGCGAAUAUUGAAAAUUGGAGACGUGAAACGAUUAAUGAAGUAAAUCAGUCGGCUGAUCAAUCGACUAGAAUACUCAAUGCACACAUUCACACUUAUCGGUCACACUUUGAUGAGAAGUCAUCGAAUUUGCUCAAUGCAUCAACAAAUCGGGAGUUUUUGCCGAAUCAAUUGGAAAAGUUACAAAUCGAAUAUGGUCGUUCACUGGCAGAUCUUCACCUUGUUCGACAUCACGAUCGAGGAUCGAUGUUAGAACUUGAAACGAGAAAUUCAACAAGAGAACAAGUAUCAAUUAGUUGCUCUUCUCAAGUUGCAACUCAAGAAUGUGGUGUUUAUGUACCGCAAACAGCGCUCGGCGAACGUCUCAUCCGAGAGCCUACCGCCGAGUCGUCAGUUGGCAGUUAUUGGGCAAUGGGUGGCUCGAGUGAAUAUUUGCUUGUACAAGAAUAUGAAACUAAUCAAUUAACAUUAUUCGAUCGACACGGUACGAGAGCCGCUUCGAUGACAUGGCACUAUAAAUUAGUGUCGAACAAAUUUCGACGCUGUACUUGUCGUCACGAUCGCCUAUUCAUUACCUACUGGGGACAGGAGAGUGCUGUCGAGUUAUUUCGAAUCAGCACUUGGGAAGAAGAACAACGUUGGUUGAGUCCUGUCACAUGUCGUGCGAACGAAUUAAUCACUUGCAUUCGACUCAGUUCCAAUGAUUUACUUACCUUGUGCAUUCAAGAUGAAAAUAAUCCAUGUAGUCGACAAUUUCGCUUCGAACUUCGAGAUUUAGCACUCAAUAUUCUUCACACUGUACCAUGUAGAGUUGAUACAGGCAUUAUCUCGCGUAUGACAGAGUUACCCGAUAAUAAUUGGGCUUUGUUGAAUGUGGACGACAGUCUUAUUUUUGUAAUCAAUGCACAAGGCGAACUUAUUGACAGAAUUGAGUGGCCUCAUGAAAAACUAGGUAAUGUGGCUGUAGUGGGCGAAAAUACAGUAGCUAUUCGCACAAGAGCCAAGAUCUUAUUUUAUGAUGUUCAAUUUCGUAGAGAUGGACAACGAUAA
Didymodactylos carnosus is the source of this 1110-nucleotide messenger RNA. Lineage: Eukaryota; Metazoa; Rotifera; Eurotatoria; Philodinida; Philodinidae. The record is from the annotation of a GenBank genome assembly.